Molecule: messenger RNA, 667 nt
Organism: Juglans regia (Persian walnut)
Lineage: Eukaryota; Viridiplantae; Streptophyta; Magnoliopsida; Fagales; Juglandaceae
Product: prefoldin subunit 6-like
Exons: 5
Coding region: 60-452 (130 amino acids)
Biological process (GO): protein folding; chaperone-mediated protein complex assembly
Cellular component (GO): cytoplasm; prefoldin complex
Molecular function (GO): protein-folding chaperone binding
Source: RefSeq, a predicted model, not a curated record
ACCAAACGAGAAGCCAACGGUAGUAGCGGAAGAAGUAGAAGGAGGAGAAGCGAGCACCAAUGGCUUCCCCAGCCGCUCUUCGGGAGCUACAGCGCGACUUAGAGACCAAAGCUAACGAUCUCAGUAGGAUCCAGAAAGAUAUUGCGAAGAAUCACCAAGUGAGAAAAAAGUACACUAUCCAGCUCGGUGAGAACGAGCUCGUCCUCAAGGAGUUGGAUCUGCUGAAUGAAGAUGCAAAUGUGUACAAAUUGAUCGGUCCAGUACUUGUGAAGCAGGAUUUGGCAGAGGCAAAUGCUAAUGUGCGCAAGAGGAUCGAAUAUAUGUCUGCUGAAUUGAAACGACUUGAUACAACUCUUCAAGAUUUGGAGGAGAAGCAAAACAGCAAGAGAGAUUCGAUAUUAAAGCUACAACAGAGAAUUCAAUCUCUCCAGGCUGGAAAAUCCAAGGCAUAGUUUACUUUCACACUAAUAUUCGAGCUUUGAUAUGCUUUAUAUAUCUCUAUGGAGGCUUGUGCUGUAGUAGUUCCCUGUUUCUAAUCAAAGCUACUACAUUGCGAUUACCAACUGUUACUUACUAUGGUCACUCUAGCAAUUGUGGGAUGUUAAAUUAUUUGUGGAAAAUGUUGAUCUCGUUAAUGUAUUUGGCUAUCCUUCAAUUUCUUCCUUUC